Ochlerotatus camptorhynchus is the source of this 1210-nucleotide messenger RNA. Its product is annotated as coiled-coil domain-containing protein 42 homolog. NCBI's taxonomy places the organism in Eukaryota, Metazoa, Arthropoda, Insecta, Diptera, Culicidae. The transcript is spliced from 6 exons. The record is from RefSeq and is a predicted model, not a curated record. Bases 7 to 1068 code for a protein of 353 amino acids.
UCCACAAUGCCCCGUGUCAAACCCACGACCAAAUUAGGCGUUUAUGGCCAAUAUGAUCUUAAUCCAGAAAAGGCAGUUACGUUAUAUACGGAAUCAAAAUUACAGAAUCAAUACUACAUAAAAACGCCAAACUGGGAUGUUGCCCGUUUGAGCUUUGAACUAAAAGGGAUCCAAAGUAAUCGAGAGUAUGAAGAAGUUACUAAAGAACAGAACCGUAUGCGAGCUCAUUCCCAUGAGCAAUUUCAAUUGAAUGAAAAACGACUGAACGAGGCAGACAAACAACUGCAGAUACUAUGGGAAAACUUUGUAGAAGUUAAUGACUUCCUAAAAGAUUGUGAAAUGAAAGAAAACGACUGUUAUCAAGCUAAGGAAGACGAGAAAAGGAAGCAAGAGGACUAUCACAACAAAAUACAGCAAAUGGAUAAGGAUUUAGCGGUUUUGAGGGACUUUGUGAACAAAUACGAACAUACGAUAGAAAAAUACCAGCCGUUUGAAAGUGUGCUCACAGAAACUAUUGAACAUUCAGAUACGUAUGGAACGCUAGAGGAUUUAAUGAAACGAUGCGAUUCAUUGCUUCUUGCACAGGUAGAAAUUUCUGAGAUAGAGCAACAGAAAAUUCAAGAAAUAGAAAAAAUACGGGAUAGUCUGUUGGAAUCUACAAAAGAAGCGUUGCAUAUAGUUACAGGCUUAAACAACGAUCUUUCAGAGUUGCAGGGACGAUACGUACACGCAUGGGAAGAGUGCUUGAAAUGGGAAAAGUCUAUAACAACGGCAAAAAACUACAUGGCAGCAAACGAGAUGAAAACCAACUGCAUGCUUGAUGCGAUUUAUCAUUUGUACAGUUUGAUUCGCAAACGACGCGGGGAACAGCCAAUUUUUUUACGUGGAGAUGUUGAAAAGCAGUUGGACUUUAUCAAGGAAGAGGCAGGAAUUAUGCAGCAAAUUCAUACUCUUGCUGUCAAGAAAUUGGCAAAGGAAAACAUGAGUUUGGCGGCAGAGAAGGGUUCAGUCAAGGCCAAACCCAUCAUUUUUCCUGCAACGAAGAAACCGAAGGCUUUCGGAAUUUAACACCUUAAUCAAACAAUACUGCUUUUUUGUCAUUGAAUCAUUUAUAUAUAUAUAUAUAUUUUAUUAUAGCUUUACUUCAGUUCCGCAAGAUAAUACGAUUAGUUCAUAUAUUUGUAAUCUUUAGAUAAAUAUAUGAUAUACU